AUGCCCUGCCCCCGGGAUCGCAAGAAGAUGGAGAAGCAGAAGGAGGAAGUGAGUUUAGAGGACCUGGUGGAGCGGGAGAGAGCUGCCCUUGGCACCAACACCACCCGUGUCACCCUGGAGACUUUCCUGGCAUGGAAGAAGCGGAAACUCAAGGAGAAGCAGGACAAGGAGAAGAAGGAAUCGGAGAAGAAGAAGAAAGAUUACAAUGCAGGGAAGGGCUUUGGGCUGUCUGGCAGAGAGAUGUUUACCUUCAACCCCAGUCUGGCAGCAGGCGAGGACGGCCUGGAGGAGGGUGAUGAGUCCCUGGAUGUGCGGAACCUUGGCAAAGACCCAGAGCAGGAAGAGGAGCUGCAGUUUGAGUACAAGGAGAUUGACAUGGCCAAGCUGAUGGAAGACUACGUGGAAGUGGACACCUCCAAUGUGACCAUAGCCAAUGUUGACCGCUUGCAGCAGCUCAAGGAUGACCUUGACCUUCAAUCAGCCAAAGCUGCCGCUGCUGCCGCUGCUGCUGCUGCUGCUGCUGCUGCUGCUGCCAGCGAGGAGGACAGGGCAGAGGGAGAGCAGAGCAAUGCAGAGGGAGCAACAGCUGUGGACAUUGAUGAGGCGCUGUUUGAUGGGGACGACGAGGACCUGGAUGAGUUGGAGGAGGAGCUGGAGGACUUGACAGUCGCGUAG
Scylla paramamosain (green mud crab) is the source of this 675-nucleotide messenger RNA. RefSeq names its product zinc finger CCCH domain-containing protein 15 homolog. Bases 1 to 675 code for a protein of 224 amino acids. Gene Ontology annotation, cellular component: cytosol. Gene Ontology annotation, molecular function: mRNA binding. Gene Ontology annotation, biological process: cytoplasmic translation. The transcript is spliced from 5 exons. The record is from RefSeq and is a predicted model, not a curated record. NCBI's taxonomy places the organism in Eukaryota, Metazoa, Arthropoda, Malacostraca, Decapoda, Portunidae.